Molecule: messenger RNA, 2234 nt
Organism: Daucus carota subsp. sativus
Lineage: Eukaryota; Viridiplantae; Streptophyta; Magnoliopsida; Apiales; Apiaceae
Product: membrane-bound O-acyltransferase gup1
Exons: 20
Coding region: 228-1796 (522 amino acids)
Cellular component (GO): endoplasmic reticulum
Molecular function (GO): acyltransferase activity
Source: RefSeq, a predicted model, not a curated record
CCUUUCCCGAAACAUAAUUCAAUUCGAUGGUAGUAAUAUUUUGUAGGCGGACUUGAGAGUUUCGGCCCGUUAUAUUUUUUGUCAGCCGAACGUGAUUUACAAGGAGGAAGCGAGUGGGCUGUUUCUUCAUCGUCACCACUUGAUCUACAAUCUCCUUUGUUUCUAUUUUCACAUUGUUCGCCGGAACUGCAGCGCCAACCACUGGGAAUUGGGUCGCCGCCGUGGGUAUGAGUAUCUGGUGGCGGAAAAGCGAGCUUCCGCUUCUUGUCCUCUAUGCCGUUGUCUUUUACGUCUACGUCAUUCGUCGUUCCCUCAACCUCUCUCACGAUUAUUUUCACCAAGCCAGGGGUUUAGUUCCAGGAUGGAUUCCUAAUCAGUUUAAUGAUGUAUCUGAUGCACAAUGGAGAAAUUUCCGUGGGAAUUUACCGAUUCUUACUUUUGUAUUAGGGAUUUUUACAAUGGUGGCCAACAUGCUCAGAGCACACUAUAACUUGAAAGCAAAGGGGAUGUCCAUAGUUUGGCUUGUGAUUUCAUGGAUAUAUCUAGCAUACUUGCAUGGAGCUUUCAUUAUAUUUAUCCUAUCCAUUGUGUCAGCUAAUUAUCUUCUAGUUAAGAUAUUUGGGCGAAGGAAGUACUUCCUGUUUGUACUUUGGCUUUUUAAUCUCACAUUUCUAUUAAGCAACCGUAUCUAUACGGGGUAUUCAUUUUCUGUUUUUGGGAAACAAUGGGCUUACCUAGAUAAGUUUCGGGGGGCUUUUAGAUGGUAUAUCUGCUUUAACUUUGUUGUGUUACGUAUGCUAAGCUUUGGUUACGACUACCAUUGGGCAAAUUGCAAUCGUUUUGAUCAAAAGAAACACAUUCAAAGAUGUGAUCAAUGUUCAUCAGGAAAGACAUGCUAUUUACUAUUACAGGAGAGAAGCAUUCCAGAUGAUAGGUUCUCUUUCAAUAUAUACCUUUGUUAUUUAGCUUAUGCGCCUCUUUAUAUCGCUGGGCCAAUCAUAAGCUUUAAUGCAUUUGCUUCACAGCUAGAUACACCACAAAAGAAUUUUUCAUUACAAAAGGUCGCUUGGUAUGGGUUUCGCUGGGUUAUGAGUCUUUUCCUAAUGGAGCUAAUGACACACUUUUGCUACUACAAUGCCUUCGCACUCAGUGGCUUGUGGAAAAAUCUAUCUCCUGUGGAUGUCUUCAUAAUUGGAUAUGGGGUACUGAAUUUCAUGUGGCUCAAGUUCUUUCUCAUAUGGCGCUACUUCCGGUUCUGGGCGCUGGUGAGUGGUAUUGAGACACUUGAAAAUAUGCCGAAGUGUAUAAAUAAUUGCUAUAACUUGGAAAGCUUUUGGAAAAACUGGCAUGCUUCCUUUAACAAAUGGCUUGUUAGGUACAUGUAUAUUCCUCUUGGGGGUUCUCAACGAAAGCUUGUAAAUGUGUGGGUGAUCUUCACAUUUGUUGCCAUAUGGCAUGAUUUGGAGUGGAAGCUUCUCUCAUGGGCAUGGUUAACAUGUAUAUUUUUUAUACCUGAGAUGAUAGUGAAAUCAGCUGCAAAUACGCUUAAGGUGGAAAGCAUGUUCGGGGUGGUUAUCUGGCAUGAACUUCAAGCAGUUUCUGGAGCAAUUACCAUCACCUGUCUCAUGGUCGCCAACCUCAUUGGUUUUGUUAUUGGACCAUCAGGCAUUAAUUGGUUGUCUUCUGUGUUUUUCAAGAGAGAAGGAUUACCUGUUCUUGGUGGCUUAUUCCUUACAUUUUAUGUUGGAACCAAGCUUAUGAUCCACAUUUCUGAUGCCAAACAAAAGCGGUUUUGAAAGUGAAAAUAUAGAGUGUGCGGCCAAUGCCAUGGGGGAAGAGUUUCUUUUUGUGCUAACAUGCUAUGCUUAUUAGUUCUGGAGAUCAGUUGAUGUUGCUAAGUGUAUCCCUACGCAGUUGUGUAUUUGACUGGAGGUUCUGACUACAGUAUGUGGCCAAUGCCAAUGCCACUGGGGAGGAGUCCUUUUUGUGCUAACAUGUUAUGCUCGUGAGUUCUGGACAUUAGGUGCUGUUGCUAAGUGUAUUCCUGCACAGGUGUAGAAUGUGUUGCUUUCAGCUUUUCUCAGGAAUGCAUUACAAGCACAUAGAAUGUAAUUUAGCAAAUUUGCAAAUGCUGAUAACUGAGAAGAAUGAACCAAAAGAGUCUGAUCACUGAUGUGUUUGACUUGACUCAAAAAAGUUACUUAUUACUUGUGAGUAAAAAGAUUUAUUUGUAA